Messenger RNA from Chiloscyllium plagiosum (whitespotted bambooshark), 6800 nucleotides. The record is from RefSeq and is a predicted model, not a curated record. NCBI's taxonomy places the organism in Eukaryota, Metazoa, Chordata, Chondrichthyes, Orectolobiformes, Hemiscylliidae.
CAAACUGAAAUGUCUGCUACAGAUGUACUGUGAAUGCACAAAUAUGCCCAGCCAAGAAUCUGCAAAGUCCUUGAAGCACAGGCAGCUUAAGCAGAACCGAUCCACUUAGUAACUUUCCCCACCUCACAUAGCUCAUUUACCAAUUAGCUGUGCAAGGUACCAGUCGUAGAAUUCUGGAGUGCUUUAGAUGGUAAUCUACGCUCCGCCUCUGCUUCUAGGAAACACCCAGCCUGCAGCUUUCAACUGGGUGCAAACAGAGUACAGUGACUAAUCCAGGCGUGUUUCAACAGAUGGUUAGAGCUGGCCUAAUUCAGUCACUGCAGUUGAAUGAGGUUGAGAGGAGAAGCUACUGAGAGCCCUUUUCGGAGCUGUGUGGUCUCUGCGCUUCCUGGCAUUGUUAAGGGGAUCCUUUUUGAGAAGCCCGUGUCCCAGAAAUGAGAGAAAGCUGACUGAUAAAGAAUACGCAUUGGAAUCAGACUUCAUAUGUAAUGUUCUUGUGGACAUACAUUUUCUAUGCCGCUUGAACAAUGAAGCUGUAACAAAGUGACCAUUUCCAGGACACCACCUUCCCCACUCAAGGGUGAAAGUACUGAAGAAAUUUGCGACAGACGACCUGAUCUUUCAUUUCUGGGAACUGUAGAGCAUUGGAAUACUGGAAUCCCGAAAAGUCAUAAUCCUGUACUGAGUCUCAGGUUUACUGUACAGUGAACUGGUGAAAUUUAUUUAUUUGUGAGAGGAAGUUUUGAAUGACGGCCAUGAUUAGUGUUUGGAUUCGAAGGUGUGAUGGAUGCUAAUUGUCAUUUUGGAACAGUCCAGUCAUCCUACCCCACACUGAGCUGAAAGUAAACGAAGAAAGGAAUUCCUUUCCUAACCUCGGAAGGACAAAAGGCCUCAAGUGAGACGAAAUGUUACAGUCAAGACUUGCCCUUGGAUUGGUUGUGUUGGGGUUUAUUGCUUUUGUGAGUCCUGGGUUAGCUGUCCUUUCUCAGCGACUGAAAGGCCGAUUUCAAAGAGAUCGCAGGAAUAUUAGACCAAACAUCAUCCUCAUUUAUACAGAUGACCAGGAUGUGGAACUUGGAUCUUUGGAAGUAAUGAACAAGACCAGGAAGAUCAUGGAGCAAGGAGGAGCACAUUUCACAAAUGCAUUUGUGACAACACCCAUGUGCUGCCCUUCAAGAUCAUCCAUGCUGACAGGGAAAUAUGUCCACAACCACAAUACCUACACGAACAAUGAGAACUGUUCAUCUUCCUCCUGGCAGGCCACACAUGAACAGCGGACAUUUGCUGUGUAUCUGAACAGCACUGGCUAUAGGACAGCUUUCUUUGGAAAGUAUCUGAAUGAGUACAAUGGCAGUUACAUUCCACCUGGUUGGCGUGAGUGGGUUGGAUUAGUAAAGAAUUCUCGGUUUUACAAUUACACACUCAAUAGAAAUGGUGUAAAGGAGAAGCAUGGAUUUGACUACUCAAAGGAUUACCUGACAGACUUGAUGACAAAUGACAGCAUCAACUAUUUUAAAUUAUCCAAGAAGAUUUAUCCACAUAGACCAGUUAUGCUGUUGAUAAGUCAUGCUGCACCCCAUGGUCCUGAGGACUCAGCUCCACAGUUUUCCAACCUCUUCCCCAAUGCUUCCCAGCACAUCACCCCCAGCUAUAAUUAUGCACCCAAUCCAGACAAGCAUUGGAUCAUGAGAUAUACUGGCCCAAUGAAACCCAUCCAUAUGGAAUUCACUAACAUGCUACAGAGGAAGCGCCUGCAGACUUUAAUGUCUGUGGAUGAAUCAAUGGAAAAGCUCUAUAACAUGCUUGUUGAAACAGGAGAAGUGGACAAUACAUACAUCAUUUAUACAGCAGACCAUGGCUAUCACAUUGGACAGUUUGGACUAGUCAAAGGAAAAUCGAUGCCCUAUGAGAUUGAUAUCAGAGUGCCGUUUUUCAUGCGGGGUCCCAAUGUGGAACCAGGGUCAAUAAUUCCUCAACUUGUUCUAAAUAUAGACCUUGCCCCAACAAUUUUAGACAUUGCAGGUCUGGACAUUCCAGCUGACAUGGAUGGCAAAUCCAUUCUAAAGCUUCUAGACACUGAAAAACCUGUCAACAGGUUCAACUCGAACAAGAAAACAAAAAUAUGGCGAGAUUCCUUUCUUGUGGAAAGAGGUAAGCUGCUCCACAAGAGGGAUGAGAAUAAGAACGCCCAAGAGGAAAAUUUUCUGCCGAAGCAUGAAAGAGUGAAAGAUCUUUGCCAGAAGGCAGAAUACCAGACACCUUGUGAGCAGUUUGGCCAGAAAUGGCAGUGUGUGGAAGAUUCCACUGGAAAGCUUCGGCUUCAUAAGUGCAAAGGAAUGGCUGUCACAGCAGCAUCUGAGAAGAGGAGGUCUAAUCGCUUCCAGUCCAAGUAUUACAACGGUGAUGGAGGAGAUUGUGAUUGUGAAGAAAAUGGAUCCAAAAUUAAUACAGCAGCUCGACAGAAACAGACCAUUUUGUCCAAGCAAAAAUUUAAGCAAAGCUACAUACGAAAUAGGUCAAUCCGUUCAGUAUCUGUUGAACUUGAAGGAGAAGUCUAUGAUCUGGAUCUCGAUGAAGGAUUUGAUCCAGUUGUGCAAAAGAACGUCACUAAACUCCAUGAUGUGGCUGAUGAGGAAGAGGAGAAUAUGGGUGAAAGCAGUGGCACUGAAAACAGCAAUGAACUAAUUGUGCCAAGUUCAAUUAAAGUCACACAUAAGUGCUAUAUAUUGGCCAAUGAAACUGUUCAAUGUAACAGAGAUCUGUACAAAUCACUUCAAGCGUGGAAGGAUCAUAAGUUACACAUUGAUCACGAGAUUGAAACACUUCAAACUAAAAUAAAGAAUUUACGAGAGGUCAGGGGUCACUUGAAGAAAAAAAGACCUGAAGAAUGUGACUGUUCCAGGAUGAGUUUUCCCUCUAAACAUAAGGGAAUGAAAGGAAAGCUCAAGCACAAAGGAGCUAAUCAUCCCUUCAAGAAAGGAAACCAGGAUAAAAAUGAAAAUGCUUGGAUGUUUAAGGAUGAGAGAAAAAGGAAGAAACUGCGAAAAAUGCUGAAGAGAUUGCGAAAUAAUGAUACAUGCAGUAUGCCUGGUCUCACUUGUUUCACACAUGACAACCAGCACUGGCAGACACCCCCAUACUGGACAUUGGGGCCAUUCUGUGCUUGUACCAGUGCGAAUAACAACACUUACUGGUGUUUGAGGACCUACAAUGAGACCCACAACUUCCUGUUCUGUGAGUUUGCCACUGGUUUCUUGGAAUACUUUGACCUCAACACAGAUCCUUACCAGCUGGUGAAUGCAGUGAAUACGUUAGAUCGAGAUGUUUUGAACCAGUUACAUGUGCAACUUAUGGAAUUACGAACCUGCCGCGGCUUUAAACAGUGUAAUCCACGGACCAGAAAUAUGAACACAGGAGGAAAAGAUGAAGAAAAGUUUAAUCAAUACAGGCAAUAUCAGCGCCGGAAAUGGCCCAAAACGAAGAGACCAAACACCAAGUCCUUAGGACAACUUUGGGAAGGCUGGGAAGGAUAGACUCUUGGGAAAAAAAAAGCUGAUUCCUUCAGCAGCAUCAACUGGCAACAACUUGAAACUUUAUACAGACAGGGUGAAAGCCUAUACCUUUAUCAACUGAAUUUCAAUUUUAGCCUUGAAGACUGAAUAAACUAAGGGGGCUGAUGUAGGUAGAAUGUUUGCACUGUUGGGGAAUUUGAAUAGAUAAGUAAACUAUCGAGGAUCACUUAUGUAAAUGAAGGUGGAAUGCUUCUUCCACUGGUUGCUAGACUAUCUGCUAUAACUCAAAGUAAUGCCUCAUUUUGUUCAAAGCCAUCAUUUUGGAAUGCAGCUCACUUGACUUACAGGAACUGGCUGAUUCUGCAGGAGCAAAGGAGCAAGGUGCAAUUUUUUUUUUUGGUGAAGCACCUUGAUUACAAGACAUUUCCAUUAUCAAUAUGGCUAUAAGUUUGUCGAUAAAGAAUCGUGCAAGAAUCAACCACUGCCAAUGAUUUUGGAAAAUAAAGUGAGGUGAAGGAAAUUUUGUAAGACUGGGACAGUGGUCAAAAUCAAUACAAGGGAAAUAAAUGUAUGAGCAUGAAAAUGGAAGGGAUGAAUUGUUUGGUGAAGACCUUCUAGAAUAAAGAUUUGUUUGAAGUGAAAAGGAAGUGAAUAUUCAAAUUGUUAAUAAUAGUUUUAUCAACUGUCAGUCCCAAUUUGAGAAAUCUGCUUCGUUUGAGGACUUGCAUAUUUGUUCAGCCUCUGCCGUCAUUAUUUCUAAACAGCUUUGAGAUGCACAUUUAGAAAGACCAGCUUCUGUAUAUUACUUAGAAUUCUAUCUUGUAAAUACUUACAACUUUUACACCCAUCAAUGAAGUUUAUUAGUGAUUUAGAAGCUAAGUCAAUGCAAACUGGAAUGCCUAGCUACAUACAAUAAUAUCAGAAAAAAAACCUCAUCUUUAAAACUGCACCAUUUGAUUGACGAACUAUUGAUGCAUUUUAAAAUCUUGUUUCAUACUGAUUUGUUCAAAUUCAUGAAUUCGACCGAUUGAAACUGAUUUUCAACUUACUGAAAUAGCAUCUGAAACCACAUCUUUAAAAUUGGCUAAAUUUCAGAAUAACAAGAUGAGUUUAAAAAUAAAUCCUUAAUUGUGUAAUAAAAUAAUUUGCAUCUGUUGCAAUGAUACAAUCUUCUAUACUGACAUUUCUGAUAUGUUUUCUUUUUCCUCAAUUAAAGAUUUGUUGCCCUUCUCCAUUUCUCCUCCACCAGCAUUGGUAGAAUCCUCCACCAUGUCCAUUUCUGUUUUAAACGAUUUUGUUUUUCAAUAGUCUCUUCCCUCCCAAGAAUCUCAAUACGGCUGCCAUUAUUCCCACCAUCCAGCCAAGCAGCUGCCAUUUUUACUGGAUCAUUCUCUGCCUCUUCUGCCACUUCAGUCCUGCUGCCGCAAGAAAACCCCUUUCCUCCUCCUCUUUCAACAAUCCAAAGGAGCAAUUUCUUUUGUGAUGUCCAAGUUUAAUCCUCAGUCAGAGCCAAGCACCACUCUCCUUCCAGCAGCACUUAUUCACACAAGCACAGGAGAUGCAACAAUUGUUUUUUUUACCACUAACCUCCUUAAUGUCUUAGGCCUCAAGUUCUCUUCCCAAAUUAAAGAGUUUUAUUUGCACUUUCAGUCAAGAAUACUGUAUUAAUUUUCAUAGUGUGGGCACUUACCCAUUUGGAAAUCCAAGCAUAGAGAGGGUGACCACUUUAUGGGGACAUAUGCAUUUAGUCCAUAAGCUUGGCCUGGACCUUGGCCUCCUGUUGUUUAAAUUCGCCAUCUUGCUUCCAAUCUGACCAACCUAUUCUUGGCUUCCUUGUAGUGUUCCAGUGAAGCUAAACACAAUGUCACCUAUUCAUUUUUCAACCGAGCAAUUUAGCAAUUCAGUCUGUUGAAAUCAACACACCCUUCCAUUUAUUAUCUUCUCCAGCAUCUCUCCUUUUCCUUGCUCAAAAUCUUUUAUAUUUCCAACCGUUACCAGUUCUGAUGAAAAGUCAGACAUGAAAAAUUAACUCUGUUGAUUUCUCCACAGACUCUGCCAGGCUGGCUGAGUAUUUUCUGUAUAUUCUGCUUUUAUUUCAGAAUUCCAUCUCUGCAGUAUUUUACUUUUGAGUAAAACAACUUAUGUUUGAGAUUUGCAACUUAAUCUGAGGUAAAUAUCAGGUCGAUAUGAAAUUUGGUCAAGCUAAAUAUGAUGGUCUGUCUGCCAAAAAUAAAAUGCUCUAAUGAUGAAGAAUGUAAAAUCUAUUCUAGAAAACUAGAAUAAAAGUUGUUUUAUGAUUCUUUCUAAAUGGGAAUACAAACAAAACUGUUUAUGAUCUGCUUUACAACUUGUUUACUUCAAAGUGAAAUACUUGAUUCUUUCCGAAGAACAUUUUCAGAUAUGUAUUGUAUGAGGAAAUGUUAUUCCAAAUGGCUGAUCAGUCCAGACUGUAAAGAGUUACUUUCUUUUUAUCAUGUAUCUAGUUAGAGCACUAAUGGUAGAGUUGUUUGAGAUUUUUAAAAAUAAGUAAUUUGAAUUGUUUCUACUGGGAUACAUUAUAAAUUAAUGGUUUAAGAGUAAAUUGAAUAAUCCCUGCUCUGAUCUAUAACAUGACCUUUGAAAGAGCAAGGGUGAAGUGUGGAGCUAAAAUAUUGUAGCCCUCCAACCCACAGUGCCUAUAUAUGUUGGUCCCCGUUGAACAGGGAUUGCUGAAUUUACUCUAUGAUAUAUUACAAACAUUUAUCUCUUGACUUUUUUAAUGGAUGCAAAAUGAUUUUUGAGGAAGGUUGUUGCAAAUUGAUUGAUGUCAUUACAAGUAUUUGUCUGGCUAAGCUUAUGUAUUAAUGAUGUAUUAAUUCUUAUAAAUAUUUCAACCAACAAUUGAACAUUUGAUUUGUAACUGUAAUUUUCCUGCCAUAGGGUUAAAAUUGACUGUCACUUUAGCACUGAUAAAAUCAAGACCUAUUACAGAUAGCAGCUAUAAAACUGAAACCUUUGUUAAUGAUGUUAUUAAAAUUUUACUGUGUUCAAGAAAUAUUUGUCUAUAGCCUUUAAGAAUUCAAGUCUUAAAAUGUAUUUCUGUUCACAGUAUUCCAGUACCUUCUGUUUGUUAAGACUCUGUAUUUGUGUGGUGAUCAACACAAUUAAGAUUAAGGACAAAUUCUAGAUCAAUUUGAAUAGAUUUUUUAAACGAUUAUUUUUCUGCUUCCUUGUUCUGUAUUCCUUGUUAUUCCUCCUUAAUAUUAAUUCCUGAGGAUUAAACAGUUACUGUGUUCUGUGUAUCUUGAA